Messenger RNA from Prionailurus viverrinus (fishing cat), 1911 nucleotides. RefSeq names its product eukaryotic translation initiation factor 2B subunit alpha (gene EIF2B1). Gene Ontology annotation, cellular component: eukaryotic translation initiation factor 2B complex. Gene Ontology annotation, molecular function: translation initiation factor activity; guanyl-nucleotide exchange factor activity. Gene Ontology annotation, biological process: translational initiation. NCBI's taxonomy places the organism in Eukaryota, Metazoa, Chordata, Mammalia, Carnivora, Felidae. The coding region runs from base 72 to 1049 and encodes 325 amino acids. The transcript is spliced from 9 exons. The record is from RefSeq and is a predicted model, not a curated record.
GCCGGAAGUGGAGUGUGGAGUCGGGCUGCGUGCUGACCGUGUCUGCGGCUGCGAGCCACACGGGUCGGGGGAUGCUUCCCCGCAGCGCGGGCGGCCCCGGUCCCCUCGGGCUCCGCGGUUCGGAGGGCACCAUGGACGACAAGGAGCUAAUUGAAUAUUUUAAGUCCCAGAUGAAGGAAGAUCCUGACAUGGCCUCAGCAGUAGCCGCCAUCCGGACUUUGCUGGAAUUCUUGAAGAGAGAUAAAGGGGAGACCAUCCAGGGCCUGAGAGCAAACCUCACCAGUGCCAUAGAAACCCUGUGUGGCGUGGACUCCUCUGUGGCCGUGUCCUCAGGCGGGGAGCUCUUCCUACGCUUUAUUAGCCUCACCUCCUUGGAAUACUCGGAUUACUCUAAAUGUAAAAAGAUCAUGAUUGAGCGGGGAGAACUUUUUCUCAGGAGAAUAUCCCUAUCGAGAAAUAAAAUUGCAGAUCUGUGCCAUACUUUCAUCAAAGAUGGGGCGCGAAUAUUAACUCACGCCUACUCCAGAGUGGUCCUGAGAGUUUUGGAGGCAGCAGUGGCGGCUAAGAAGCGUUUCAAGGUGUACAUUACAGAGUCACAGCCUGACUUAUCAGGUAAGAAAAUGGCCAAAGCUCUCUGCCACCUCAACGUCCCUGUCACUGUGGUCCUAGAUGCUGCUGUUGGCUACAUCAUGGAGAAAGUGGAUCUUGUCAUAGUUGGCGCUGAAGGGGUUGUUGAAAACGGGGGCAUCAUUAACAAGAUUGGAACCAACCAGAUGGCCGUGUGCGCCAAAGCACAGAACAAGCCUUUUUAUGUGGUUGCAGAAAGUUUCAAGUUUGUACGGCUCUUCCCACUAAACCAGCAAGAUGUCCCAGAUAAGUUUAAGUAUAAGGCAGAUACCCUGAAGUCUGUGCAGACCGAACAGGAUCUCAAAGAGGAGCACCCGUGGGUGGACUACACGUCUCCUUCCUUGAUAACACUGCUCUUUACAGACCUGGGGGUGUUGACACCCUCAGCGGUCAGCGACGAGCUCAUCAAGUUGUAUCUGUAACCGCUGGACCCUUCCCUGCUGGCGCAGCUGAGGCACUUGGGGCGGGGUGAGUAGCCUCUUGACCCCUUGGUGAGUCGGGCAGAAACUAAGUUUUUAAGAUUUUAUGUUUAAGUAAUCUCUACACCCAAUGUGGGGCUCGAACUCACAACUCCAAGACCAGGAGUGGUGUGCCCCACCAACUGAGCCUGCCAGGCACCCCUAAAACUGAAUUUUUUUUUUUUUAGUGAAGACUUACAGACUAGAGACCUAAAACUUCAAGAAUUCUUUAUUCAUUUCAGCCCCAUCUAAAAUGUGUUCAUAGUUCCCGUAAAACCCAACCUGAAUUGCGCUCGUGGUUUCCAGGCACUUUCCAGAAACACAAAUUAGAUUACUGGCUACUUACCCAGUGAAAGACCUGCCCAAGCCCACCUCCCUUCUUCCCUGCACUCCAGACUGAUUUGCUACAAGCAUCAAAGAGAUGCAGGCCUUCCUGUGCAGCCAGGCGCCCCUUCAGGAACUAAUAGCUGCCCGGGACACACAUUACGUACGGCGCCUCGUGAGAAAGGCUAGAAACCAUGUUCAGUUCUCAUCAGGCUUCCAGCGGUGAACACGAGCCAGGGACUGCCAUCCCCUCAUCGGUCUGGGGGCAGACAGAAUGGAAACCAGCAAGAGAACCCAAGGAAGGCAGAAACGGCAUUUAGCAGGAGCAUCCUAUAUGGCUCAUCACGUAUGAAGACCUUCCAGAACGUUUAUAAGCUGAAAUUCUGCAUCUGUGAAAGAUGUGAAUCUCCUUUAGAUGUUGUUUGUGCCUGAACAGCUUUUUAAAAUUGUACUUGGGGACAAAUCGAGCAUCUUUUCAAAUAAAUUCUAUGAAGGGUUUUGA